AUGGACAACAUCGAACAAGACGCCAUGAAAGACAUGUCCGGCGGCGGCGGAGGAGGAGGAGAAGGAGGAAAUCAGCAGGGGGGAGGCCAGUCCAGUGGCAUGGACAAGACCAUCGAUCAGGGCGUGGACAAAGUAGCCAGCGAAGAAGGCGUGCCGGGCAUGGCGGACGGUGCCAUCAACAAGGAGGUGAACUCCGAGGUUGGGAAGUUCACCUGA
Letharia columbiana is the source of this 216-nucleotide messenger RNA. RefSeq lists its product as uncharacterized. The transcript has 2 exons. NCBI's taxonomy places the organism in Eukaryota, Fungi, Ascomycota, Lecanoromycetes, Lecanorales, Parmeliaceae. The coding region runs from base 1 to 216 and encodes 71 amino acids. The record is from RefSeq and is a predicted model, not a curated record.